AUGCCGGUCAUGCGCGGACUCAUCGCGCCGCAGAACACCUUCCUGGACACGAUCGCCACGCGCUUCGACGGGACCCACAGUAACUUCGUGCUGGGGAACGCGCAGGUGCAGAGUCUCUACCCCAUCGUCUACUGCUCCGACGGCUUCUGCGAGCUCACCGGCUUCGCUCGCGGGGAGCUCAUGCAGAAAAGUUGCAUGUGUCACUUCCUGUACGGCGGCGAGACCAGCGAAAACCUGACCUCCCAGAUGCAGAAAGCCCUGGACGAACGAAAAGAGUUUAAGACCGAGAUCAUUCUGUACAAAAAGAGCGGUUGUAAGUUCUGGUGCCUCUUGGACAUCGUUCCCAUCAAAAACGAGAAGAGCGAGGUGGUGCUGUUCCUCGUCUCGCACAAAGACAUCACCGAAAACAAAACCGAGGACCACGCCAACGAAUCGGAGACGGACGAGGAGACGGGUCUUCAGAUCCACCGCGUCACUCGUCCGACGGGCUUCAGCGCGGAGAGACGCAGGAGUCGAGCCGUUCUGUACCAACUGUCAGGACACCUCCAGAAACAAGAGAAGAACAAGAGCAAACUCAAGAUCAACAACAGCGUCCUGACGGCGAACGCCAACCCCGUCCCGGAGUAUAAAGUGGCCGACGUGCAGAAGUCCCGUCUCAUUCUUUUACAUUACGGUGCGUUCAAGGCCGGCUGGGACUGGCUCAUCCUCCUCGCCACUUUCUACGUGGCCAUCACCGUCCCGUACAACGUCUGCUUCACCGCCGUCGAGAUCCGCGAGGACGGGGUCGCUUCGGCUCGAAACCCGCCCACCGUCAGCGACAUCCUGGUGGAAAUCCUCUUCAUAAUCGACAUCGCGUUGAAUUUCCGUACGACUUUCGUGAGCACGUCGGGGCAGGUGGUGUACGACGCUCGCUCCAUCUGCGUCCACUACGUCACGUCCUGGCUCUUCGUCGACCUCAUCGCCGCUCUGCCCUUUGACCUCCUCUAUGCCUUCAACAUCAGUGUGAACUUCGGGGUGCACUUGCUGAAAACGGUGCGUCUGCUGCGUUUGCUGCGUCUGCUGCAGAAGUUGGACCGUUACUCUCAGUACAGCGCCGUGGUCCUGACGCUGCUCAUGUCCACCUUCGCCCUCCUCGCCCACUGGAUGGCCUGCGUCUGGUACUUCAUCGGACGCAGCGAGAUCGAGAGCAACAGCGCCUCCUCCUGGGACAUCGGAUGGCUUCACGAACUGGCCAAACGGUUGGGAACGCCGUACUUCCUGACGCCGCUCGGCUCCCUGCUCGGAAUCUCAGACCCAGAGCCCACCAUGGCAGCGUCCGUGUCCAACAGCAGCCAGUGGAACUCGUCGGGUCUGGCUCCUCCGGUCCGGUCCCGCGCUCGGCCUCUGGGCUCUGGGAUGAGUCUGAGCGGGGGUCCGUCCGUGCGCAGCUCUUACGUCACGUCCUUGUACUUCGCCCUGAGCAGUUUGACCAGCGUCGGGUUCGGGAACGUCUCGGCCAACACCGACUCGGAGAAGAUCUUUUCCAUAUGCACCAUGUUAAUUGGAGCCCUGAUGCACGCCGUGGUGUUCGGGAACGUGACGGCGAUCAUUCAGAGGAUGUACUCUCGCCGCUCUCUGUACCACACCAGGACCAAGGACCUGAAGGACUUCAUCCGAGUCCACCGUCUGCCCACGGCCCUGGAGCAGCGCGUCAUGGAGUGUUUCCAGACCACCUGGGCGGUCAACAACGGCAUCGACGUCAGCGAGUUGCUGAAGGAUUUCCCGGACGAGCUGCGCGCCGACAUCGCCAUGCACCUGAACAAAGAGCUGCUGCAGUUGCCGCUGUUCGAGUCGGCCAGCAGGGGGUGUCUGCGCUCCCUCUCCCUCAUCAUCAAGACGUCGUUCUGCGCUCCCGGAGAGUUCCUGAUCCGACAGGGCGACGCGCUCCAGGCCAUUUACUUCGUCUGCUCCGGCUCCAUGGAGGUGCUCAAGGACAACACGGUGCUCGCCAUCCUCGGUCGGGGUGAUCUGAUCGGCUCCGACUGCCUGACCCAGGACGAGGUGAUAAAGACGAACGCGUGCGUGAAGGCCCUGACCUACUGCGACCUGCAGUACAUCGGUCUGCGGGGGCUCUCCGAGGUGCUCGCGCUCUACCCCGACUACGCCCAGAGGUUUGUCAGCGAGAUCAGGCACGACCUCACCUACAACCUCCGCCAAGGACGCAGCGGACAGGACGAUUUCGAAAGCAACGGGGGCAUCGCCAAAAAGCUGGCGUCGAUCCGGGAGGACGAGGAGGGCUCCAGCUCCGAGGGAUCUCCCAGAAUGCCUUCGGGCAGGACGUCCCACGGUCUGCGCUCCCCCCUCCGCUCGCCCCUCCUCCCCCCGCGAGCCUUCAGACCCCCCGCCGACCCGAGCGCCCGACCCGUCACCCUGCAGAUCCCUGUGGUCAGCCUGUCCUGCCCCCAGACGCAGCUCAGCACACGGUUUGUGGACGGAGGUGAAAACCAGAACUCGUCCAGAUAUGAUUUUUCUCCGAGCGCGAGUCACAGUUUUCCUCCCAGUCCAGACGCAACGUCUCCAGUGGAUCCUGAGGCGGCGGACGCCAUGAGAACAAUAUCCAAACUCAAACAUGAGAUGAGCGCUUUGUCCCGUCAGGUGACCAGCGUCAGUCAGGAACUACAGGAAGUGACACGCCUCCUCAAGCCCCUCCUCCUCAGCCCUUACACGGCGCUGACCACGCCCCUCACCAACAUAACCCCGCCCCCGAGCCACCAGUCGUCCCACAGCGUCUCGCCGGCGCCGGACUUCCCGUCUGCGCACGCCGCCGCCACGGACUCGACCAAAGACUCGACGUCCGACCUCCAAAACCCAAACCUAACCCGACAUUUCUCACACGAUCUCCUCAUUUCUCCGAGCAGGAAGUUGUCGCGUUCUUCCGCUCCGUCGUCGCUCACCGGCUCGCCGAGCGAACGCGACGCCCAAAAACUACACUCCUCUUCAAAUCCGACUUUAUCGACGACGCUGCUCAUCGAUCUGGACGCUGCCGACACGCAGGCCAUUUCCUGGUCCAGUUUACGGUCUCCAGCUCAUCCAGAUCCUUUUUUAAGUGUCCACGACAUUCCGGCGACGCAGUUUAGUUUAAUCGACGAGGAAACGCCGGUGAUUUGA
Messenger RNA from Boleophthalmus pectinirostris (great blue-spotted mudskipper), 3147 nucleotides. RefSeq names its product potassium voltage-gated channel subfamily H member 8-like. Gene Ontology annotation, cellular component: membrane. Bases 1 to 3147 code for a protein of 1048 amino acids. Gene Ontology annotation, biological process: regulation of membrane potential; potassium ion transmembrane transport. The transcript has 16 exons. Gene Ontology annotation, molecular function: voltage-gated potassium channel activity. The record is from RefSeq and is a predicted model, not a curated record. NCBI's taxonomy places the organism in Eukaryota, Metazoa, Chordata, Actinopteri, Gobiiformes, Gobiidae.